UCUGUCAUUUACUGGCUAAGUCCACUUCGCUGCUUAAAGUCACGUGGCACUUAAAGUGAUGACUACUUUAGGCUAAGUCCACUUCGCUGCUUAACUCGUAACUUGAACAACUCCUCCAUUCUAAUAGUCGCGUCAAGAUGCCUGCUACACGCUCGUCCAGCCAACAGCGCACUCGUCCACGCGAAAAUGAACCAUACCCAUCAUCUCCACGAGCCCUACCCAGCCGAUCGGAGACAAUGUCAAGCUUUCUUCAGAGUUACGCUGGAACAGCCCAAGUCACCACUUGUUCACGCGAAAAUGAACCAUACCUAUCAUCGUCAAGCUUUCUUCAAGGUUACGCUGGAAAAGCCCAAGUCACCUUUCGACCGAACAUAAUUGGCUCAUCACCAAGAUCUAAAAGGAAUCUCUCAAAGAAGCCGUUGACAGGCGAGGUCUUGGAGAUAUCGUCUUCGUCGGAUGAAGGAUCAAUACUUCCCAAAGCUCCGGGAAAUGGAUCCGAAAGCUCGUCUUGGCAGCGGGAGAAUUCGAAAUUGAAACACACAAACGAGAAGCUAGAGCAGCAACUCGCCGACCAGCGCACACAACUUGACGCUUCAAGGAAGCUUCUCAAGGAUCAAAGUGAAGAACUUGCCGCACGAUUACAAGAGAUCGAUGAUGGACGCAAGGAGAUCGAAUUGCAGCAGGAGAAGCUUGAUACUUUGCAAGCAAAAUUGGAAGAGGUGCUGUCUUGUCACAUAUGCGCACAUUUGAUGUAUUCUCCGUACAUACUUAUUGACUGCGGUCAUUGUUAUUGCGAGGGAUGCCUCAAGGGCUGGUUCGACGAAACGCUCACCAAACAUAUCCGCGAACAUCCCGCAUACAAUAUGGACCGUGACCACAUGCCUCGCAAUUUCCCCCAACUUCUCCAGACCCUUGGUCCAUAUGUCUCGCGUCCAAUUCAGACGCAACUGCAAGACAUGUAUAAUACUUCCCGACAACAGCAGCCAGUGUAUACCUGUCCGGGAUGUCGGAAGGAGGUCACCGGAAAACCAGUCAUAAACUAUGUAGUCAAGGACAUGGUUUCCGACGUCGGAAACGUUCUUGGACAACCAGACACUCGCCGGGAGCCUUCUAAUAUUGGUCCUGGCCAGCGGGCGGGUCCCUUUGACGGAUUUUUCCCUCAUAAUUAGUGUAAUUGAC
Molecule: messenger RNA, 1179 nt
Organism: Suillus clintonianus
Lineage: Eukaryota; Fungi; Basidiomycota; Agaricomycetes; Boletales; Suillaceae
Exons: 7
Coding region: 138-1169 (343 amino acids)
Source: RefSeq, a predicted model, not a curated record